This is a messenger RNA of Notolabrus celidotus (New Zealand spotty), 4752 nucleotides long. RefSeq names its product zinc finger protein 628 (gene znf628). The record is from RefSeq and is a predicted model, not a curated record. Lineage: Eukaryota; Metazoa; Chordata; Actinopteri; Labriformes; Labridae.
CUGUCUGUUGAAGAUCCUAGCCAAUGGAAGAAGCUGAUCUAUGGAAGCCAACGUCCAAUCCCUGUCGCCGUUCUUAGUAGGCGGCAUCGGGUGGAGAACUGCUGUUAGUUUGCGCUGUGUUUAUUGUUAAGGUUGUGUGGAUUAGCACUGCGGUACCCAGCUCCUUUCCAUAAUAUCAACUAUAUAGCUUAAAGAUGAAGUAAAGACACGCGACCCCAUCCUGAGAUGACAGCAGGCGUUUCCAGUUGAUUGCAUGGAAGGACCAUAUUGGAAAAAAUAUGAACACUGAUGAAAGAAAAACCAUGAUACUGCACCAAAACUGAUCCACACAACUGCUGCAAAGGAAUUCACUCAUCUGUGCUUCUGUGAUGGCCAACUCAGUGGCCUUAGUGGUCCAAGCAGAACUCUUACCAACUCAGUCAACGACCUCCCUCUCUCCUUUCCCAUCCCUCCUUGGUUCGGGAGAGGAUGCUGAGGACGACGGAGAUAGAGAGAGCUGGCAGAAGGCGACAAGGAAGUCGUGGAGGGUGGGGAAGAGGUGGUUCUCGACAUGGUGUCGUCGUCCGUGUCAGGGCCGGCCCAACAGGCGGAGCAGACAGACCAUCCCUUUCAGUGUAUGGACUGUGGGAAGAGCUUCAGGUCGUCCAGGCUGACUCACCAUCAGCGGAGCCACAACAAGAGACCGUACCGCUGCACCAUCUGCCCCAAGGCCUUUAAGGGCUCCUCUGCACUGUUGUACCACCAACGCUCACACUCAGGAGAGAAACCUUAUAAGUGUCAGGAUUGUGGCAAAGCCUUUAAACGCUCCUCUCUGCUCCAGGUCCAUCAGAGUGUCCACACAGGAGUGCGUAUCUUGUGCCCAUAUUCCCUGACCUUCAAAUGGAGUUCUCACUACCAGUACCACCUGCGCCACACCGGAGAGUGUCCGUACCCCUGUGACACCUGUCCCAAGGCCUUCAAGAACUCAAGUAGUCUGCGGACAAAAAAUGUUCACCUUGGUCUCAAGCCUUAUACCUGCUCAGUGUGCAACAAAUCCUUCACUCAGUCCACUAACUUGAGGCAGCACAUGAGGAUACACACAGGUGAGAGGCCCUACAUCUGCAGCGAGUGUGGACGCAGCUUCACACAUUCAUCCAACCUGGCCCUGCACAAGAACUCACACGCCAACCUCAAUGCAGGAGGGAAGGAGGGAAAGAGAGGGAAGAUACAAGGCAGGAGAAUGAGAUAUCAGGAAGGAAGUGAUGGAGUCGGUGUGGGGAUGGAAGAAGUGUUCCUGUCAACCAGCUCAUCUGGUCAGAAUCCAGGCCUCCUACCGCAGCUCACUCUCACCUCUUCUGGGGAGAAUGCAUGUACAUCAAGGGCCAUAGGGACAGAGGUUCACCUGAGCACAGACACCGGGGCCAGUGUGCUGCUAGCUAGAGGAGCACCAGUCGAUCCAUAUGGCUCCAGGAUAACACAGGACCAGUGUGGAGGUGGGGCCUGGGGCAGGAUGGAGGUCGGUGAUGGACUGGUGGGAGCAGGACACCUACUGGCUGAUUUGAGGAGGUGGUGGAGACGACAACAGUGGGUGAAAAUGGACAACACGACAGAGGUGCUCCUUGGGCUGACAGAGGGAACAGAUGGAAGCAAUGCAAAUGUAGGCACCACCCAGGCUCAGUUUGACCUGCUGCAGAGCUUCACCGAGGUGACUCAGAGCUCAGAGAUCGUUCAGCCAGAGGCCAGAGAAACACAUGGGCAGGGCUAUCAUAUGCACUCUCUCUCAUCACAGUCUCGCUCCCAGUUCAGCUGCUCUGCCUGUGACCGCUCCUUCCCUCUUCUCUUCUUCCCUCCUCACCUCAUCAACACUCCAUACCCCUGGAGCAAAGACUCCUGGCUGAGGCAGAGGCUGAAUCGUAUGCCCUCCUUCCCUUUCCCUGUCCUCCCCCUGCCCUCCUCUCCCAGCCAGGCUGACAAGCAGCAGGAGGGCCAGAGGGAAAUCCAUGUUGACAAUCAUCGCCAGAGGCCAUACCGCUGCUCAGAGUGUGGAAAAGCCUUCAAAGGUUCAUCAGGGCUGAAGUACCACAUGAGGGAUCACACAGGGGAAAGGCCCUACCGCUGCACUGAGUGUGGAAAGAGCUUCAAGAGGUCAUCACUGCUUUCAAUCCAUCAGAGGGUUCACACAGGCGUCCGGGCAUUCCAGUGCCCUCACUGCCCUCUCACUUUCAAAUGGAGCUCACACUACCAGUACCACUUGCGGCAGCACACAGGUGAGAGGCCGUAUGUGAAGGAGUGUGGCAAGUCCUUUAAAAACACCAGCUGCCUGCGAAGACACAGUCAAAUGCACUCUGACUGCGACCCUCAUACCUGCUCCAUCUGCUCAAAGUCUUUCUCGCAGACCUCAACCUCAAACAGCAUGAACGGACCCAUUCUGGUGAGAGACCCUUCCAGUGCACCCACUGCAAUAAAAGCUUUACACACUCCUCCAAUCUCCAGCUCCAUCUUCGCACACACUCCUCAAGCAAGGACUUCAAAUGUCCGUACUGCUCCAAGGAGUUCGUCAUGCACUCCUACCUGCAGAGGCACAUUCGCACUCAUGGCAGCAGUGUACCACUGUCCUGCUCUAAUGGUGGAGGUAGAGAUGGAGUGACUGUGAAAGCCAGUGUUGGAGGAGUGACUACCACCACGACCCUGCUCAACCCCAUCACCUCUGGAAACCUCAGGAAACCAAGGCAGCCUGAUUGUGUCCCAGCCAGCACUUAAUAUCCCACCCAACACCUCCCAGAACUACUUUAUGAUUCAAACAGUUAGCGGCCUGCAGCUCAUUCCUCUGUCAUCCCCAGCACCAGCCCCUCCACCACCACCUCCUCCACCGCCACUCCCUCAAUCCCAACCCCAGAAUUUCUUCCUCCUGCAGUGCCCCUCCAACAACAGCGGCCAGUCCAGCUUGAUUCUCGUCCCCACGGCAAACAACCCUCAAACAGCUACAGAGCCUCAGACCCUCCCUAUGCUCCAGACUAUCCAAACACUCCAGCCUGUCCUAAACCAAACACAGACCCAGAUCCCCCAGAUUCAGACAAUAUCACAGCAACAGCAGCAGACCAGGUUCUACAUCACCAACAACAAUAACAAUGCAAACACUCAUAUUGCCACGCCAACACACACUCUCAUAUCUAACUCCUUACUAACCAGCCAAUAUUAGGGAAAAGUACCCGGACUGCACGGGGCAGACGGGGGCGCAAACCCAAAGCUGCUCUUCAAAACUCUGCAUCAGUGGCGGUCAGUGAGGCUUCAGGGGCAGACUGUAACAUGCCACAGUGUCACACAGACUGUAACAGAGUCACUACCAUCAUCAUCAUCAUCAAUCCCUGCUGUCCUCAAACUUGCACUACUGUCCCAAAUCUUUCAUCGUCCACCUCUGUAGCCCCCACAGUAUUACACCUCAGGACCACCAUCAACAGUUACUGUGGGUUACACCAGCAACAACAAACAACCACAUCGGUUUCUUCCCUCCUGUCCUUGGUACUCUGGAAAGUAAACCUCAUCCCCCAUGGAGCAAUAAGGACAGAGGAGACUGUGGCAGGGAAAACAGUUUGUGUUGGUUUUUGAUAAUGAGGAGCAAGGAAAGGAGGGGAUGAAUAGGGAAGAGGGUGGAGAAUCGUAUGUGUUACAGUUUCAAGGGGGAUGCAUCAGGAGAAGGGGGUGGAUGGAGGAAUGGGUGGGGAGGGAAAAUCAUCUUGUGCUGCAGUUCAAGACAAAUGGGCAAGGUGAGGGAGAAAAGGGGGAAGACAAGGGAGGAAUGAUGUCACUCCUGCAUGAUUGGGGUGGAGAAAAGCAUGUGGAGGCACAGACAGGAAACAGCCAGCCAGGGUGAGUCCUAUGUCCUGCGAUUUCACACUGAGGCACAGGAGAGCAGCAGGUCCAGUGCUACCUUCAGCCAAGGACAGGAAACCAGCCUCCAGAUUUCCUGCACACCCACCAAAGUUUGGUGCCUCUUGAUGGACAGAGGUGGUGUUUGAACUUGGGAGUGAGGACAAGAUGGAGCAGGACACUGAGGAGGGUAUGCAGAUGAUAGCUCUUAUUGAUGGUGAAGGGGGAAGUGUGGGAGAAGAAGGAGCGGGCUGCAAUUCUGCACGUGCUGAUGGUGGCUGAAGGUAGAGGAUCCAUGGACCGUUUAUUUCAGCUGGAAGGUGGAGAGGAAAUUGUCAUAAUUGAGGUCAGCACUAGUGGCUUAAGAGGAGGGGAUGGAGAAAUCUCCCAAAGUAGUGAGGUGAAAUAUGAGAGUGUAACAGCAGAUGCCAAGGAAAAAGUCAGUGAGGCUCAACAGACAACUCAGAGGUACAGACGUCAACUGAUGAGACAAGUAGAGAUGGAACCUAUACCUAACUCUAAAAGAGGUGCAUUUCUCUAGCUAAAACCAAUGAGUGUGGUUAGAGAAGAAGAAACUAGUGUGUGUGAGAAUGUCUCACUAUCUGUGGGCUCAGUGUGUUUAGCACCUUAGACAAACUCAGUUCUCCUUGUACUGAGGGAGAACAUGCAGGUAAAUGUGUUGUGAUCCCCAUGGUGCCACGUACUAGAAAUGUUAUACAUUCAAAUAGGCUUUACAUGGACCUUGAAUAUUCUUAAAUAUAUAUAGGUUUAAAUGAUACUGUCAUUGGCAGUUUGUUUAUCAAGUAAAUACAUUUUUGUGAAUAUGAAUGUUGUACAUAGCCUGCUUCCUUGACAUUGUCAAACAGUAAAUAGUAAGUAAUUAUGAAUAAAUAUCUUAAUACAUUU